UACAGUUUCUAUGAUGGCCAGGGAAAGCGUGCUGUGUUAGUAAGCUGUUCACCUCCAAGCUUCUUUGUCGUAAUUGUACAAGGAUACCCAUCAAAGUCAGCUCUCCUGGGGUAAUUCUUAAAGGUAGAUUUACUUGUUAAAACCAUCUAACUAAAGACACUCCAACAAAAGGCAAUCUCUGUUGAGCUUGUGGCGACUAUAGUACGUUUGGUAAAUGUACACCUCUGGCAUGCUUGAUAAUACUCAUGCAGACGGGUGGGUGAUUAUUAAAGUAUGUUCGUCUUUCUUACUGAUUUAUUUGUACUCAUCACAGAUUAUUUUCUAUAUUGAGGGAUUUAGGUGUGAUUAUUUAUCUACAUAGACUGUAUACUGUACAGCAAUAAACAUGAGCCAAGAGGAAAGAAAAGAAGAUCGUUUACAAAGUUUGGGUUAGUUUCACACUAACUGAAAUAAGCUAAAGUGCAACAUGCCUAUUGAAAAGUACAACUGUGUUAAAUAGCGUAAUUCAAACAUUUUUUGUGAGCUUGUUUAAUGUAUAGUUUACAGAGUAGUUAGAACAAAUCCCUGUUCUCAUGGUCAAUGAUAGGCACAUCCAAUGGUGCACUUUUAAUUGGUUUACUGAGAAAGGCAACAGAAUAAACAGAAGAACAUUAUUCACACACUGACACAACUGAUACUUGCGUCACUCAAAGUGGUUUCUAAAAAAUGAAACUACAAAACAAAAUAGAGCAAAACUACAGUAGAGCGUGUACAUGCAGCAAAGGCCAAACUUAGCUUGUCUUCGACUGACCUUGUUUCCUAAUGAGUUGUGUCACUUCAACAUAGUGCUUCCUUAGGCCAAUUUCUGUGCUGUUUUCCUAUUUAGACAGCUCGUUGGCACCAUCAUUUGUCAUCUUGGGACAUUUCAGCAAGAGCACAAAAAAGUAAAUGGGGGAAUUUUUACAAAAUAGUAUAACAUGAAGUGCAUGGAGUGCUACUGGGUGUACAAAGUACUUUGCGAUCGGUUCCACAGAAAAAAAAAGAAAAUAGGUGAAUAGGUGCCAAUGGUUCUUGAUAACUACCAUAUUCUACAAAAAAACACGAAAAUCAAUACUUCCACACACAAGGUAACAAAAUGUGUCUCGCUCUCUUAUUCUACUAUCGACUGUCGUACAGUCCAUGCCAUUGCUUCUCUUGCUGGUGAAUCAGGAGAAAUAGCCUUUCUCUCUUAUGACUAGAAAAUAAAUCUUUCGUUAAAAAAUAAAAGUCUGUUGCACUUGGACACUUUGGGACUCAUUAGAACACAAGUACACGUCCGGUAAACACUGCAGCAACACUUGCUAGUUAUCCACACGAUCCACCUUGUGCAACAACAUUGGUAAUGUGCAGUGACACACACUCAUAUAAUGUUAUCUUCCCGCCAGUUAGUCAUGUCAAGUAGAAUUAACAAGGGUUUAAAAUAAUGCGCAGCCAAUAAAGUAGCAGUAAUGCUGAGUUGUACAAUGAAGUAAUGGUAAACAUGAAUGUUCAGGCACCUGAAUGGUGAAAGAGCAAUGUAAAGCCAGCGGCAGGAAAGCGUGGGGCAAUUAAGGUUGUGUAUCACCUGAUGUAAAUCUCAUCAAUCUGGUCACCAAUUGCGGAAAUGGCCAGAUGCAGUUGUCAUCUGGAUUUGUGGAGGGUAAAGAUUGGACCUGGUGCAUUUUUUCCAGGAUUAUUGAAGAUGGAUAAAUGCAGGGAGGUUAAGAGAAGAAUGUUCCAGUACCUGGCAUUCCUCUCUUAAUCUGGAGUUACAUGGUUGGCCUGGUGGAGUUUAUUGCCAUUUGUCCUCUAUAUAGUUAAACAAACAAGCACACAGUGUAUAACACAAGACAAAAAUACUUGGACGAGUCACAUGCUCACUGGACCAUUCUGGAAAACUGACAAGGGAAAUCCCCUGAUGACGGAUUAACACCUAAAGGAUACUCUAUCUAAAGAUGACGGAAAAAUCAAAUAACACAAAAGCCACAAACCGCCUUAAUCUAUUGGGACUUUUUUUUUUUUUUCCCCCGCAAGGAAUUAUUUGGACAAUGUUUGAUGGCUGGAGAGUUUUGACCUCGUUGGCACUGGAGAUAACAUGCCUAUGGAAUACCUCCUUUCUCAUGCGUGGAACUAUAAGUGUUGGAGGAAAGCACACAGUCAAAAUUUUACCCAUGUCUGGACUGCAUGCAGACACAAGCAUGGACAGAAAACAUGUGAAUCUUUGACAGCAUCUCUUCCCUGCAAACCAUUGACUAGGGAAGAUGGAUUACCAUUGAUCCCAGCGUUUAAAAAUAAGAUUGGAAUGGACUGAAAUGGACUGUUAUCUCCAUCUUUGUGGAAUUUGCAGGAGCUCACAAAGUCACAAGUCUAAAAUGGGAAAUCAGUCAUGGUUAAUUAAAGAUGGACUUUGGGUUUUGGAUAUUUUAUUUUUGAAAGACUAUGAGAUACCUGGAUGGAUCUUUGGACUGAGGUGACUUAUUCAAUAUCUGCUAUUCCUGAGGGUGGAUCCUGUUUACUCAACCUCCUCUAAUUUCUCCUGCCCCGAAGACAAGAAAGCCAACACCCCCCCACCCCCACCCCAGAGUUAACCGCGUUGCUUCAUCCCACCACCACCACCCUCCACUCAUCAUUUUUGCCCACACAAAGUUCUAUCUGCCUUUAUUGUAUUUGGAAUUAUAGGUCAACUUACCACUUUCUCAAAAGGACUUCUGAAAGUAGAGAGCGGGCAUACGACCACGGUGCUUAUGGUCACCACGAGCGUCAAGGAAGCGGCUUUGAACGACAACGGCAUUAUGACACGGACUACUAUGCGAGAGAAAGGACUCUAAGCUCAUCUGGGAAUAGUUCUAAUGCGGCCAUGGGAAACAGUACAACAUUGUCCUCCGGAGUCAGCGGUAUCGUUAAUGCUGUUGCUGGAAACAGCAACAGUGAUUCUAGAACAAGUGGGGCGGCAGGGGCUGCUGCAGGAGCAAGUGGAGGAUCUACAUCCAGCGGGGUUGGUUUCUAUCGCUCUCACAGCAGGAGUCCAUGUCGCUUUGGGACACCAGAGCCUCGUUAUGAUUCUCGGACCAGGGAAGCCUUUACGUUGGCUAGUGUGGUUCACAGGGACCUUUACAGAGAGGACAGGGCUCGACGCAAAGAACGGUCAUUUCGACAGAGUCGCAGUCGCUCUCCACACUCUGCGCAUUCGCGAAACCCCUCCCCCCAGAGGCUGGCAAGCCAGGCUAGUAGGCCUCCACGCUCCCACAGUGGUUCUGGCUCUCGCAGCCGCUCCUCCAGUUCAGACUCUGUCAGCAGCACCAGCAGCAGCACUAGUGGCAGUGAUUCCAGCAGUAGUUCAAGUGAUGAAUCACCAGCACGCUCUGUGCAGUCAGCUGCUAUUCCAGCACCAUCAGCACUUCCUUUAUCAUCUCUUGACAAGGAGGAACCACGUAAAAGUUUUGGCAUCAAGGUCCAAAAUCUUCCCGUACGAUCUACAGAUACAAGUCUUAAAGAUGGCUUGUUUCAUGAAUUCAAAAAACACGGAAAGGUCACAUCUGUACAAAUUCAUGGAGCUUCAGAAGAGCGCUAUGGACUUGUCUUUUUCCGGCAGCAAGAAGACCAAGAAAAAGCUCUUGGCGCAUCAAAAGGAAAGCUUUUUUUUGGAAUGCAAAUUGACGUCACAGCCUGGAACGGCCCCGAGACUGAAAGUGAGAAUGAGUUCAGGCCUUUGGAUGAAAGGAUAGAUGAGUUUCAUCCAAAAGCUACAAGGACGUUGUUCAUUGGGAACUUGGAGAAAACCACCACAUAUCAUGAUCUGCUCAGCAUCUUUCAACGCUUUGGAGAGAUUGUGGAUAUCGACAUUAAGAAAGUGAAUGGAGCCCCGCAAUAUGCCUUUUUACAAUACUGUGACAUUGCAAGCGUGUGCAAAGCCAUUAAGAAGAUGGAUGGGGAGUACCUUGGAAACAAUAGACUUAAACUUGGCUUUGGAAAAAGCAUGCCUACGACAUGUGUUUGGCUUGAUGGAUUAGCGUCAAACACAACUGAGCAAUUUCUUACUCGACACUUCUGCCGCUAUGGACAUGUUGUCAAGGUUGUAUUUGACAGGAUGAAAGGAAUGGCCCUCAUCUUGUAUAACAACAUUGAAUAUGCUCAGGCCGCAGUCAAAGACACAAAAGGAUGGAAGAUAGGGGGCACUAAAAUAAAGGUGGACUUCGCCAACCAGGAGAGUCAGAUGGCUUUCUAUCGUUCAAUGCAAGCAUCUGGCCAGGAUAUUCGAGAUUUUUAUGACAUUCUUUCUGAAAGAAGAGACGAUCGACGCUCUCAAUAUGAGUUCCAAGUGGAAAGACAGUAUUAUGAAAAUACUCGCACACCAGGAACUUAUGCUGAAGAUCCUCGCCGUAAAUACACAAGCAGAAGUCGAGAGUUCUACGCUGAAUGGGAUCCAUAUCAAGGAGAUUACUAUGAAACGCAGUACUAUGACGACACCCGGGAAUAUCGAGAAUACAGAGCUGAUCCUUAUGAGCAAGAUAUUCGUAAAUAUAGUUACCUACAACGAGAACGUGAGAGGGAGAGAGAGCGUUUCGAGACUGAUCGUGGGCGUGACCAUGGUAGGAGAACCAUUGAGCGGAGCCAAAGUCCAUCUCUUGUUACCUCACGUCGUCCUGCAAGCCCAACCGAAUCCCUUUCAAUCUCUGAAAGGAUUGCUAGUGACUCUGAACGCCGAAUAUGUUGCCCCUCUUCUGAGAGAAGUGGUAGCUGCAGUUCAGUCUCUCCGACAAGAUUUGAAAAACUUGAAAAGACUCGUACGGAACGAUAUAUCAAAAUGGACAAAUUUGAAAAGGGUGUUUGUGAAGUAGAAAAGUUUCAUUCUCUUGAAAAGGAGAAGCGCAAUGGACGUAAAGAUCGCAGUGAUAAAGACAAAAGUGAGCGUCAGCGACUCAAAAAGCUCAAAGUAUCUUCACCAAUCACCCAAACGUGCGACACCAAACUUGGAUUUGAGCGAGACGUUAGUCCUGAGUCCUCACUGCCGGGUAAAAAUGGUAAAAUCUUAAAAGAUAGCUCAAGUAGAAGCAAAUUGGAUCUUCUCCCUUGUGUGGUUCAAUUAACGCGAGUGAAAGAAAAAGAAGGAAAACUAAUUGGUCAUGAAAAUCAAAUAGUGAGGGGUGGAAGUGACAGUCCUCGACUUGUCUCACCUUCAGUUGGCCAAAGAAGUCCUCUCUACCGUACAGAGUCAUUGAAAGGAAAUUUAAAAGGGCCUAGAGAUAAAAACAUGCACAGUUUGGGGGAACAUAUUGAUAUAGAUGUCAAAAUAAAGUCCAAAAAACAUGGAAAAUCUCCAUUUGGUUUCGACAGUAGUGUUUCGAUGGAUUUUGAUCGCUUGGCAGCAAGGAAAAGACGCUUUGAGGACUCUAGCAAAAAUGACCAUCUGAAGAGAUUUAGUGAGGAGAACCUUGGUAGGUCUGUCCUUCAUAAGCCUUGGAAUAACAAGGACUCUGAUUUCCAUAAGAAUGUUUUUGUAAAAAGGAUGCAAAAAAAGGAACAGAACAGGGAUAAAUCUGUUCAGAUAUUUUCCCUUAAUAGUCCCAAUGAGGAGCAAGAGUCCGAAAACAACUCAAUAAACCUAACCCUUCAGCUAAACUCCCAGCAAACACUGUCUGAUGCGUCUUUAGAACAACUGGAGACUCCCUUUCCUAAGAUGCAAUUAUUGGGCUUGAAAAGUGAAAAUACCUCCAGUCUCACAAAGACAUCCAGUGAUGGCAGCCUUAAUUUGGAUGAAAUACAAGAACGGAGAGAGGUUUUGUGUGAGAAGGACCAAAGUGGAAGGAAUUGUAGAGACUCUGAAGAUGAAGAACAGUUUGUGCGCUAUGGGCAGACUAAUACCUUUGCAAGUCAAAAAGCUGAACAAGGUGGAUGGCUGCAAGCUAAGCUUUACGAUCUUGAAAAGAGUGGCAAGUGUGGUGACACACCUGUCAAGGAAUCUGAAGAUUUAGGAAUUGUUUAUGUCUCGCAUGAUAUUCGAAAACCAAACCAGGACAUCAAUGAUGAUGGCUUGUCUUUGUGUAAAAGAAAUAAAAUUGAAAAUUUCAAAUCAGAUAGCGAGCAAAACUUGGUAACUUGUCACAAGUUAAAUGAGGUUGUUUUUCAACAUAUAACAACUUCAACAAUUCCCAGUCCUUUAAGCAAGGAAGAGGAAACCACCCAGAUAUCUUUAUCAGGCUUAAACGCAGAUACAAAAUCUUCUCUGACAAAAGAAUAUUCAACACAUUCACAGUCACUGAAAAGUAAUAUGGCCCUGAAACCUAGACAUUUUCAAACACCUGAAAAUGAGGAAGAUAAACUAAAGGCGUCAUUUCUUGGAGGCAAUGAGGACUUCAUGUACAGUUGGCUAGGAAGGGUUUCCUCUGGUUCUCAAAAAACAGAUUCGACCUUACAAAGUGAGCGUGUUGAUAAAUGCCGUGAACAGGAUUUGGAACCAGGCGAAGUACAGUCCGAUUCCGAUGAUGAUGGAGAAAGAAAACUAAUCUCUCACAAGUCAAGUAGUUCCUUGUCUUAUAUUCUGAGGGAGCGGGAUGAGAGGAUAACGGAUUUGAAACUUUGUGGUUCAUUGGAAAAGAAUAAAUUUUACUCAUUUGCAUUGGACAAAACUAUAACCCCUGAUACUAAAGCACUUCUCGAAAGAGCAAAAACACUUUAUUCUUCCCGGGAAGAAAACUGGUCCUUUCUUCCUUCUCGCUUCCCAACUACACACAGCUGCACGGACAAAAAUAAGGUAGAACUCGCACCCCGACCAAUUCCCUCUUGGUAUAUGAAGAAGAAGAAGACUCGUACGAACUCUGCUGAAGAUCUGCACAACAAAAAAGAGGAACUUAAGCCUCAGGACCAAGAACGCCAGGAACUGUUUGCCUCUCGCUUUCUACAUAGCUCAAUCUUUGAACAGGACUCUCGCCGUCUGCGGCACCUUGAACGUAAAGACCAACAUUCUGAAACAGGUGUUGAUGGGAAUUUUGCUGAGCUAGGUGAUCCUGAAGUACAAAUAGAAUCUGAAGAUGUGGACAUUCCAACAGAGCCCAUUGUGCUAUUCCACAGUCGUUUCUUGGAACUACAACAACAAAAAGGGAAGGAAUUUUGUCCACUUGAUCCUGAUACUGAUUCAGUUUUGUUGGAAAUGAAAACUAAUUCUGAUCUAGUUUGUGAAGAUGUUUUUUAUGAUAAAACGGCCAACACACGAUUAAAGGUUGAUGAAAAAUCCGUCAGCCCCCAUUCAAAUACACCUGUUUCCCCAUCUGUUCAAUACUUAAAAGAAAUUUCUUCACCUGAAAAGCAAGACACUUUAACUCCAUUAAUUGAUAAACACGUGUCAUCUAAACAAGAAAACGGUGUGGCAACAGUACUUGAGAGCUCUCCUUCUCCUCCUCUUUUGAAAAAUAUGAAAGCAAUCACACCUAAACAGAAUGUAAGUCCACAACACAUAGUUGUAGAGACUGAAAAUGAAGCAGAAGCAAAAGUAGAAGUAAAUAAAACCAAAACAGAAAACAUUGAUGGUUCGCCAAUCGAGCACAGUCAUCCUGUAGGAGAUAAACUAUCAACUCCAGGGGGCUCUGGAAAGAGUUUUGUACAGAAGAAUACAGAAUUUACAUUCACUGAGUAUACAAAGGUAGAAGAUGAGUGUAACCACAAGACACAAAUUCAAAAAAUCCAUAAUUAUGAGGAGUCCAACAGACCAGAAAUAGUCAAUGAACUAUUCAUGACCAAGGUUGAAGUUGAAAUUAAACCGACGUCUAAUCGAAGACAACCCAAAAAUAAAAGGGCAAAACCACACACAACAGUACGCACACCGCAGGCUAUCAAAAAUGUCAAAACUAAACCUGCCACACGAAAGAGUGAACGUAUUGAUAGAGAGAAGCUCAAAAGGGUAGCAUCUCCCCGAUUAGAAGUGCCCAAAGAAUCCUCGGAGAGCAAAAUUGCACCAAAAUCUCCAAUUCAUGCAUCUGAUUCUGAACAAAACAUUGACUCUGGUUUGGUUCAUGGUAGAACACGUCGAAGAAACGUACGGUCAGUCUACGCCACUAUACAUGAAGGACAGCAGUCUGGCAAAGGGAUCGUGGAAACACCCCGAACAAUGCGCAAACGUGUUACAGACAAAGAACACAUGCAGCAAGAUGUUCAAAUUCCAUCUACUAAUCCAAGACGAGGGCGCCCACCAAAAAGAGGUGGCAAACGAGGUGACCAUAUAUUGCCAGUAAAAGGGGAUCUACAGAAGAAUAUGCAGGGCCACACAGAGGACGAGGAUACCUCAACUACAUCGGAAGUUGUGAAAUCAUCCGAGGGAUGGCGCUCUCCUAGAAAAGUACAGCAAACGCCUCUGACUGUAUCAUCACCCGUUAACAAAAAAAAGGGCUUGAAAGGAGGAUUAGAGAAACAGUCUGGAGGCACCACAGUCCAAGUUGAAAUAACUGAUAAUGCAGGUUGCAAUGAAUCAGAGUUGAAACCCAAAGCUGAUUCGGAUCCAAUUGCAAACUCUUCAGACACAAAUCAGCAAACACAAAAAAAAGUACAACACAUCACACUUAACUCGACUGAUGAGAAUAUUGAGAACCCAGGUACAACUGUCCUAAAGAGCAGAGUACCUGAAAAAAGUGUCAAAAUGAAAAUAACAAGGCUAAAAAGAAAUACCAAGCAGAUCACAAAGGAUAAAUCCCACAGUUUAAGAAAUCUUGAAAUCCGUGUAAGUGUUGAUGAUGUAAAAGGUUUACUUUGUUCUGAAAAUAAUGACCCUGAUUCAUUUCAAGUCAGUAUUAAGAAAACCAAGACUCUAGUUGAGUCUGAAGAAUCAAAAUUAAUAUGCUUUCCCAAAGAAUCAAAAGAGCUUGAUGUGGAAAAUAAAGAUGAUGCUAUAUCUGGGUCAGAGUCGCCAAUGCAUCCAGCUGCUGUUCUUCUUGCACAUCAAAUGGAACUAGAGCAGGCAGUUGAAAAUAUAGCUAAACUUACGGUAGAGCAACCUCCUCGACUAUAUAAAGAGCCUGCUUCAGGUCAAGUGCGAGCAAUAUCUCCUCCAGUUACACAGGUACAAACAGAGGUUGAAGAGGAAAAGCGAGCUAACCCAUCAAGUGAAACAGAACUUGCAGCUGCUAUUGAUUCAAUCACAGCUGAAGAAACAUGCACGGAAGCAGAAGGAUUCACAUCUCAACCCACUUUCAAUGCUCUCAUUCCCACCCCUGACACUUUGCUCUCCAUUACUACCAAUGACAGUAUAGGACCUGAAACACAAACAGCAAUCAAUAAUAACCUUGAAGCAGACUUGGAGGGCGGUCUUUCGAUAUUGAGUCCAAAGUGUCUAAUAACAGAGUCUAAGAUUACUGAAGAUUCCCCUGUGGUCAGUACACCCAAGAAAAUGGGUAAAGUUAGACCCAAAUCCCAGAAGAAGUCAAGAAGUCGUAAAUGUUUUGCAAAUAAGAAGAACGAAGAUCUCACGCAUCCAGAGCCCUCCCCUUUGAAGCUACCCGAGUCAAUCCCAGAGGAUCCAGAAAUAAAAAAUUCUAAAGCAGCCGUUAUUACAACUGGGACUACUACAGUGGGAUCAGUGGUAACUGCUGUUGCUACUUGUAGGCAUGACGUUACGAGCUCUACAACUUUGGGGACACCCAAAGAGGCUGAACAACCUGAAGUUGAACAACCUGUACCUAAUGAAUCAGCUUGCCAUUCAGACUCAAUAGUCAUUUCCAAUUGUAAAAAACAUUCAAAACCAGCAGAGCUGUAUUCCUCUAGUCUUACCCCUUCAUCUUGCCGUCCACCACUUGUAUCCCAGUCAGGUGUACCAUUGCUACGACCUGCCAAACUUUUGCCAAACUGGCCUCCGAGAACUGAAGAGAGUAGAAUCUUUGUUAGUCCUCCAUGUCAUGGAACUAUGGUAACUUCUACUGUGCCAGCUUCUACUAUACCAACUUCGCUUGGACCAUCUUCAGUCAAUCCCCCAAUGCCUCCUGAUACCAAGGCUUCUGAUCUCCAUCCUAGUUCCAGUACCUUGAGAAAAAUUCUAAUGGAACCCAAAUAUGUGUCUGCAUCAAAAAGCAAUUCUAUUCCUACCACUCUGGUGACGACUACUUCAUCAGAUCCUUUACCUAUGUCCGAAAAUAAAAAUAUCCCUCUUGCUAUGGGUCCAAGGGAUGGGGAAGCGAGAUUAUCUGUACACCCUCAGUCUAUUCAUCACAAAUAUAAAUCACUGGCAGAGUCUCCUCAAAAUUGUAGUGAGAACACCCAGCAUACUGUAAUUUCCCCCGCUACCUCUGUAAUAAGCCGCAUUCCAGUACCAUAUGAUACAGAAGAGACACCACGGAUUUCUUUGAGCAGUCGAAGCAUGUGUUCUUCGUUGGCUAAACCAAAAUUCAAAGCAAAUUCCAAUGAGAAUCAUCGAUACUAUGGUGGUGAUGUCAUUGAAGAUGAAAUAAGACUGCGCUCCGUUGUUGAGAGCACUUCACGAGCCGUUCCUGGUCUUAGAGUAAAUACAUCAGAAGGUGUUGUUGUUCUGAGUUAUUCAGGUCAAAAAACUGAAGGACCCCACAGAAUGAGAGCCAAAAUAAGUCAAAUUCCACAAGCUAGUGCUGGAGACAUCGAGUUUCAACAAUCUGUGCCUAAAUCUCAGACAAAGCAAGACCCAAUUGUUUCCUUGUCCCAGUUACCUGACAAUAAAGGAGCCCCAACUCCAUCUAGUUAUGAGCGCACAGGGAUUCUCUUGACCAGCCAGUCUUAUAACUCUCAACCUGUCAUUUCCAGUAGCAAGCAGGAUAUCCGCAGAUGUGACAAGCCUGAAGUAUUAUAUCACACAGCAUCACAGGGCAGUGUGGUUAAGAUGCUUCAACAGCCAGUCUCUACUCCUCAAGUCUUAAUGUACAACCAAGCUGUGAUUCAACAGCAGCAUGGUAAGAGGCUGGAAACAGAGCUGCCACCCCAAAAAUCAGUUCAACACCAGUCCAGCCUCAGCCCUAUCAAGAGCCCUCACCACCUCUCACUAUCUGCAUCAUGCAUGAGCUCCAGUCCUGGCACACAGACUGAUCGCUCAGCCCUGCAAACAAAACAGGACCCCCAAUCUGCACAAACAAUGGUUCAAUCACCCUCACGUCUUGUCAAAUCCUGUGCUUCUAGCAGUUCUCCAGUGGGAAGCUCCGUUGUCAUGCCUCAUGGCAUGUCAUCCAUAUCAUCUUACAAUGCAACAAUGCAUCACCCACACUCAGAGCAGUCCUCUGUCAUCAUGCAACCUCAGAGUGUCACGCAUUCAGUGACGCACGAAAAAAGGAUGAAUGCUUCACCGAUGCCUGCGAUCAGCUAUGGACGAAGAAGUCACUCUCUGUCCUCUCCUCUGCCUCCGCCAAUACAACACUCAGCCAUAUCUCAGUCGAUUGUCAUCCGACAGUCUCAUUCAACUCCUCAGGUGUCAUUGUCUACUAGUGGUGAUGUCAGCAGUGUAAAUGACUUGGAACACAGACCUUUGACCCAACCAUUGAGCAGAACCUCAUUGCCGCAACUACAAUCAGAGUCUGUAUUGCUUCACAAUGAUCGUGGAGGGCUCCAUGCGAGCUUAAGUCUGGAUCAGUACAGAGGUGUGCAUCAGAACAUGCUCACACAUCAACAACUGGGAGAGCAGGCUAUCGAAACAAGAUUGUCACACACCCCAGAGAAUGGAACAAGUAAUAUCUCUGUGAGGAAGAAUGUUGAACUUUCUGGAAAGGAGACAUUCAAGGCAUUGGAUGGACAGCUGAUACAUUCACCAAACAGUGAAAGUAGAAUUAGGGCAAUUCAUACAUCUAGCCCUGUUAUGGUGUCUCCUCACCCUCAUGGCAUCCAGCUUUCUCACUCCGGAGGUGUGACCUCCUUUCCAGUUUAUCGCGACCCACGGGGUUUUCCUCCUCAGUUAACUGGACAUUCUUCAUCAGGACGCAGCACAUCUUCCCAGCCUGAGAGUCCCCACCUCUGCCGUUCUACCUCUUCCAACAUGUCACAAAUACCACUGGAUGGAGUUUCCCCCUCAUACCAGUCUCCCAUGACAACCCCGAUGGGCCUGAAUCACAAGCCAGAUCAGUCACUACAGAAAGGCACUCAAGCUUUCUCAACAACAUCUCUGCCUACAGUACCCACAUCGUCAUUUCAGCUCCGACCUGAUGCCAAAUCAGAUCGUUCAGGACACCGCUCAAUUGAUAUGGUGCAGCUUUUGACGAAAUAUCCCAUCAUGUGGCAAGGUCUUUUGGCAUUGAAGAAUGAUCAAGCUGCUGUCCAGCUGCACUUUGUUUCUGGCAACACUUUACUGGCUCAGCGCUCACUGCCACCGCUAGAGGGAGGUCCUCUUCUUCGCAUUGUUCAGAGGAUGAGGCUUGAAGCAUCUCAGCUGGACAGUGUUGCAAGACGGAUGACUGUGGAAAACGAUUACUGUUUGCUCCUUGCUCUGCCAUGUGGUCGAGACCAGGAUGACGUACUAAGUCAAACGCAAGCAUUGAAAACUGGCUUCAUCACCUAUCUGCAGGCCAAGCAAGCAGCUGGCAUCAUCAAUGUGCCCAAUCCUGGCUCUAAUCAGCCCGCCUAUGUGGUUCAGAUUUUCCCACCAUGUGACUUUUCCGAGAGCCACCUGUCCCGCCUGGCCCCGGACCUUUUGAACAGCAUCUCCACUAUUUCACCUCACCUCAUGAUCGUCAUCGCCUCUGUUUGAUUUGAUUGAUUUGUCUUUCUAAAGCAAAGCCAACACCAGCUGUCUUUUGUAAACUGGAAUUGCCUCAUAUUUUUUAAGAAAAUCUCAAUUAAGCAUUUAAAGCAAGUUUUUUCCCCACUUUUUUUUUGGUUCACUUCACCAAGUCCUUAAUUUUCUCAAUGGCGUUAGAGUCCAAAAAUGUUACUUUUGAAGUACAGGGCGUUUCUAAGAGCAUUUCUGCUGAAUAUUUCAAUGCUGCCAUUUUUUGAAGGCAUUGGCAAGGCUGUGGAAUCUAAUGUUCAUUUUUGGAGAUUUGACUUGACUUAUUUUUUUGUCUUCAUAAAAGCGAUUGUGAUUUUUUGAGGAGUCAUUGCACUAUGUACAAGGGGAAAAAUGUGAAGUUUGUAAAUAUUUGAGUGUAAAAUGAUCGAUGUUAUGCUAUAAUCCAGAGAUCAUGAAUAAUUUUAGUCCGCUGCUUUUGCUCCAUGGCCAAACUGAGAGUUGUACAGUUUACAGUCAUAAGUUAGUUUGUCGCAUCUUUUGUGGGCCAUUGCGCAACUGUAAAUAUAAUAGUUCAAGACUGAUGCAAUGUGGAGAGACCAAGUGAAUUUAUUAUUCCUCAGACAUCCAUGUUUUCAAUAUGUUCUUCUGAAAGUUAACAAAAUAAUGUCAUCCACAAAAAACGUUUUUGAAUUAUGUGCCAAAAUGUUUGUGCUUUAUGUAAAACAAGGGGGGGGGGGGAGGAGUAUAAUCUAUUUUAAUAUAUGACUUUGUAUUUUCAUUCCUUUUUGUGAAGGAAUGUUGGGAAUAUUAUUUGAUCCCUGUGUUUGUGCACUGCUGAUUUGGUCCCCGACUGCUCCAAACUGUCUAAUGACAGAUGUGCAAUGAAUGUGACUUGAACUUGCCAUUAUGCCGCUAUUGGAUGUGUUUGUUAUCGUCUGUCCCCUGUGAUUUGUCCUUCUGAAGCAAAGCUGUAAAUACUUCCAUGUGUCCUCCGUGUGUGCUCAUAUUUGCCUGUGUAGUUAUUGUCUGAGGAAAGGGAAUCUCGUGUAAAACCGAUGCUGAAAGUAAAUCAUGCUUGUCAGUCCUAUUUGAUGACUGCAGGCUCAAUACUAUCAUUAUGUUGAAGGCACUUAUCAUGUUUUGAUAAAUUAGAACAAGAAACCGAUUGAUACGAAAACUGUCUUAAUUUGGGUGUAUUUUGCUGCUCCUCCAUGAGGACAUUUUUAACUGUAAAAUAUUUUGUUGUUUAACUUCUGAAGAUCAUUAAAUGGUCCAUGAUAAAGUCUUUUCUUUUCUUAUUCAUUUUAUGAUUUUUUUGCAU
This is a messenger RNA of Corythoichthys intestinalis (scribbled pipefish), 13976 nucleotides long. It is a transcript of the gene spen, whose product is annotated as spen family transcriptional repressor. The coding region runs from base 2855 to 12673 and encodes 3272 amino acids. Lineage: Eukaryota; Metazoa; Chordata; Actinopteri; Syngnathiformes; Syngnathidae. Gene Ontology annotation, cellular component: nucleus. Gene Ontology annotation, biological process: regulation of transcription by RNA polymerase II. Gene Ontology annotation, molecular function: mRNA binding. The transcript is spliced from 15 exons. The record is from RefSeq and is a predicted model, not a curated record.